This is a messenger RNA of Caenorhabditis briggsae, 513 nucleotides long. The record is from RefSeq and is a predicted model, not a curated record. The coding region runs from base 1 to 513 and encodes 170 amino acids. NCBI's taxonomy places the organism in Eukaryota, Metazoa, Nematoda, Chromadorea, Rhabditida, Rhabditidae. The transcript is spliced from 2 exons.
AUGUCUUGCAAACAGACCGCUAAAAUGUCAUCAGAGCCAGGCGACACUAGUGAGGACGUACUCUAUGAAGACUUAAUGGAGCAAAAUCAAGACUUCGAUGAAAGUGGAAAUACAUCAGCAAAGAACCAGGAAGAUGAAGUAGUCAACGGAAGCCAUGAUGAUGAAUGGGAAGAGGUGACCAUGGUUGUAACAGUGAACGGAAUUCUUGAUGCUGACAUAGUACGAGAUGCUGUCGAGCGAGAUCUCAUCACGCUGAGAUUAUCUGAUACAGACACACCGAUCCUACAAAUCAAUAAUUCGCUAUAUACCGCAUCUUGGAACCAAGAUCUCGGCACUAAUAUGGUUUUGCAAGUGAAUGGAAAAGACAUGGAGGUGGUUUCUUGCACUUCGAAAAUGAUGACUGCUGAAAAAGCGCUUCUCACGUCCUUAAGCACCGAAGGAUCCACAAUUGCAGCCAAUGCCGAAGUCGCUCCACGAGCUGCUUUGAGCCGAACACAACCUCGCGGAAAAUGA